AUGUCUCCGAAGGAACCCAAGCAUUCUGUUGGCUUUUACUACAACUAUGGAGACAUUCAAACGCCACGUGAGAUUGCUACUCGCUUGGACCCUAAGAUCUUUUUUCGAGUCCGUCACAGUAAGUGAAAUGCCAUCAAUAGUGUAGGGUCUGUCAACAAGAGAUAGGAUAGUAAGACACUCUUAAAACUUCAUUUUUUUAACAUUAAAGGAUGAGCCCCAAAGGACAGUCCAAUCAUAUAGACUGUUUAAAUCAGAUUGCAAAGUUCUGCAGUCAGAUAGGUUAGAGAUCAAACGUGAACAUUUUGCAACGUCAGCACAAAGGGCAAAAGUAGUAUUACUGUUAACAACGUCGGGUAGAUCAUUGAUGCCGAUAGUAGGGAGAGGAAGGGACAAACAAGCCGUCUUGUGGAACACCAGGAAUCAUCUGAGACCACGAGGAGAGUACGCCAUCGACAUGUACACAUUUGACACCCAGGCUCACGCGGUUUAUAUCCGUCUAGUUUAG
Messenger RNA from Porites evermanni, 505 nucleotides. NCBI's taxonomy places the organism in Eukaryota, Metazoa, Cnidaria, Anthozoa, Scleractinia, Poritidae. The record is from the annotation of a GenBank genome assembly.